UUCGGAUUGUCCUCUGACAAAACAUCGAGCGCUUGUAUACUCUCUCUCUCCCUCUCUCUCUCUCUCUGUGUCUUGGGUUCUCUCUUCUUCCCCUCUGUCUCUAUUUCUUCUCACCUUCAAUGUCGCUUUGUGUUCAACGAAAUCCGCGCCGUUUACUGCUAGAAAUUCUCCCUCGUAUUUUCCAGAUUUAGGGUUUAAUCGGAUUUAUUAUCAGAGAGCUUCAGCCUCUUCUGACCCACGAGAUAUAUAUUAUACAGAGAAGACAUCCAGAAAUCAAUGGCGAUGUCCUCUGAUUUCUUCGCCUGAGAGAGGGUAUGCGGACCGGUUCCGCAUUGGAAGGCGGGAUGGACGAAGAAAUGGAGGAUACCGUUCAAUAUCUGGAUUUGCAAAUCGAUCCUGAUUACGAGUUCGAUGCUUCUCAGUACUUUGAUUUUAGUAGGAAAGAGUCGCUUGAGGAAACUCAGCAAGCGGAACGCUGGUUUGAAACCGCUACAAGCAAUGCACCAUCUCCUUUCAUAGCAAAGCUCACUUUGACAGAAGACAUACUUUUAGAGAAUAUGGACUCUCCAAAAUAUAAAAUCGUGGGAAAUACAUAUUCUGUCUGUAGUGGCUCAGAUAUUGGCACAGACUCAGAAUUUUCUGCAAGUAAUGAAGAUGAUAGAGGCAUUGAUAGAGAAUCCUUAUUCAGCUUACCUAAUGAGAAAUUACACAAUGCUCAAGAUGAAGAAGGGUUAACCACAGGAGUGACACUUUAUGAUCACAUGGCCCAAGAAAGUACAAAAGCUAAAACAAAGCCUGCUAGCAAGGCUGCCGUCCCUAGGUCCUCAACUUUGAUGAAACCUACAGCAAGUCAUCUGGCCAAGCAAAAUCAACCACGAGAAGUCGGUGGUAACCGAUUUUUACAAAGGUCUUGGAAAUCAAGGGUUAAACACAAUGAGAAAAUCUCAGAGACUGGGAUUGAAAGUCAAGCCGCAAAAAGACAAAAGCUUGAGGCUGGUUGCUUACGUAAGGUAAGCGAAAUAAAACAACAAGUUAAUCUGAUGCACAAGGUAUCUAAAAAGGUCACUAUUCCACGAGAGCCAGAGCUCAAAACAGCUCACAGGGCACAAAGGAUAAGGCCCAAAAGCAAUAUAGUAUCAGGGGAAAGUGUAAAGCCAAUGGGACAUACAUUUAAAGCACGUCCCUUGAACAAAAAGAUUCUCGAGGCUCCAUCGUUGCUACGCCCUCAAAAGAGCACACCACGAUUGCCAGAGUUUCAAGAGUUUCAUUUAAAGACAUCCGAAAGGGCUGCUGCAUCCUCACUUCCUAAAAACAAAUCGGUUAAGGUGGUCUACAAACCUAGCACUUGUUCCAUCAUGCAUAAUGACACCGUUAACUCUAAUAGACCUAUGGGUUUCACAGAUAAGGAAAAUGAAUUGAAGCCCAAAUUUAAAGCUCGCCCUUUUAAUAAGAAGAUAUUUUCAAGUAAAGGAGAUAUUGGUGUCUUUCGGAAUACUAAAAAGGAGCCUACGGUACCCAUGGAAUUCAAAUUUUCGACUGCCAACAGGCUUCAGCAUCAUCCCCCGAUUGAACUAUUCAGCAAGCUGUCCUUGGCAUCUGAGCUGCAGCAGAAUACUGUACCACAGCAGAAAUUCCCUCAGAAUACUUCUAUACCUACCAAGGGCUUGAAAGAGAAUAUAGUGGGCCCUUCCCAAACAGAACAUGGGGUGUCACAUACUAGCAAAGAGAAAUUACAACAGCUUGUGGGGAAGCAGCAGAUUCAGUGUGGGACUGGUGGGCGGAUAUCUGAAACUGGGCAUCGAGCCAACACUAGCAGGAGCUUGAGCAUCCGUUGAGAGAAAAGGAGGCAUCAAUGAGGCUGGGUUUUGGAGUUCUAUCAAUGAAACGAGGGAAAUGGAGAAUUUUGUUUAAGCUGGGUCUUGCAUGAGCUUUUGUUCUCCUGGUUUCCAGCAUACUGGCGCAGGAUCUCUCCUCUUGGUUGCUUCUUUCCUUCCUUUUUUUUUUUUUUUCUCUAUAUCAAUUGUAUCAAGGGUAAAUGCAAAGAUGCAUUGUUCAUUCAGAAAUCAAUAAAACGAAAAAAAAAGGCCAGAGUUGUACAGUUGCAAUGGCCUUAAAUUUUUAAAUUGCAUUAUUUUUUUCCUUCUCUAUUGCCAUCUAGCAGUGUAAAUUCCAGCUAAGGCACCACAUGUAAUGAUAACCCUUGAUGUAAAGAACGUUUUUAUAAUUAUCAGUGUAAAUUCCUUAGCUUUCAUGUUCA
Molecule: messenger RNA, 2257 nt
Organism: Nelumbo nucifera (sacred lotus)
Lineage: Eukaryota; Viridiplantae; Streptophyta; Magnoliopsida; Proteales; Nelumbonaceae
Product: protein TPX2-like
Biological process (GO): regulation of mitotic spindle organization; mitotic spindle assembly; activation of protein kinase activity
Cellular component (GO): nuclear microtubule; spindle
Molecular function (GO): protein kinase activator activity; microtubule binding
Source: RefSeq, a predicted model, not a curated record